AUGCCAUCGGCGGUCACGGUGCAAUGCUCGCAGUGCCAGGCCGCACCGGCAAAGUACACCUGCCCGCGCUGCAGCUUCAAAACCUGUAGCCUCGCCUGCUCAAAGGCGCACAAGGCAUCGGAUGCCUGCUCCCCGCCGUCGACCGCCGACGCCGCCGCCGGUACCGCCAUAGCAUCCGCUGCAUCGCCAUUACCUGCCGCGACGGCUGCAGCGGCAGCGCCUGGAUCCUCGACCGGCUAUGUCCCCCUCUCGCAGUACAACGAGUCGACGCUGUACAGCGACUUCCUCUUCCUCAACAGCAUCUCGCGCUCCUCGCAGGCGAUCGGAAAGGAGAUUGUCAAGAUGAACAUGCUCCCGCCUCCGCCGGCCGCAUCGACACCCGGCGGGCCCAACGCCAUCAAGCCGCGGCCCGAUCCCACCAGCAGCCUCCGACAGACCAACGCGCAGCGCCAAAAGGAGCAGCUGAGGAAGCAGAUUGGCUUCCGCAGGCUCAACAUCAUGCUCCUCCCCGACGGCAUGAAGGCGAGGAAGCUCAACCAGACCACCUGGAACCACAAGGAGAAGGCCAUGCGCUACAGCGUCGAGGUCCGCUUCGGAUGUGGCACGAGCAAGGGUGCCGAGACGGCGGCGAGCGGGUCCCGCGACGGGCCAGGACCAGCGCCGGCAGCUCAGGAUGACGAAGCGAAGGAUGCGGUCAAGAUCAGCGGGGUGCAGGAGGUCGAGGCGCCUCGUCCCGACAGCAAGGACAGCCAGGAUUCCGCCCUCCUCCACCGCGUCGACGGCGAGAGGCCAGUCGACCACAUCGUGCUCGACGAGCUGGAGCGCCGCAGCUUCACGCGCAAGGAGAUCAAGACGAUGCAGUUUGAGCAGGCCGCUUCGACGUCGCAGAAGGCGUGGUACCUCUCGCGCGCGCUGCUGCGCCGUCUCGGCCUGGCGGUUCCGCCUUCGCAGGUCGCGCUCAAGGAGGAUGCCGCGCAGCACGCCGACGCGGUCGUCAUCACCGCCAUGCCGGACGACUGGAGGCUCCUCGUCUCGCUGCACGACCAGCGACUGCGCAACGAGAGCACAACCAGGUACCUCGAGUGGUGGACGCGGAAGCAGGAGUACGAAAAGGCCACUCGCGCCAGGGAAGAGGCCGAGGCUGCGGCUGCGGCGGCCGCAGAGGCGAAAGCGGCAGCUGCUGCAGCCAAAAGGGCAAAGGGACGGGGCUCAAAGGCGCCGAGGUCCAGCAUGCCCGGCGUUCCGACGGGCCCAAAAUCGAUGGCCGACUCCAACGGGGCGCAGCCACAGCCGCCGCUGCAGCAGCCUCAGAGGGAGAUGAGGACGUGGGGCGCACCCGAAGCGGCCGUUGAAGCUCAGCAACAGCCAGGAGCUUCGGCAUCGUCGCCUCCGGCAUCCCUAGCCACGACCUCUGCCGGCCACAACUCCAUCAUCCCCGCUCAUAUCCUCUCGCAGCUCUCGUCGCUGCACCAAACUGCUCCACCUCCAGCUGCAGCGCCAGCUCCGGCUGCACGUCUGUCGAAAUCGCCACCGAUACCCGCCCGCACCGCCUUACCUUCCGUUGCGACCCAAUUGGCCCCAGCUGCUGCAUCACCCACAGCACCUCCACCGGCUGCCACGGCACCGUCCGGGAGGACGACAGCAGAAGACGCAGCCACGGUGACGACGACGACGACGUCGAAACCCUACCUCGUCGUCCCCUCUUCGCCAGCCAAGACGAUCGGCAUCGAAAGGCUGCUGCAGACGCUACCGCCCGACUAUGCCGUCGUCGAGUACGCCACGCUGCACCUCUGGAACGCGCACGACGUCGACGAGGCGAUCGCGCAGGGUCGCAUCCGGCUCGUCGAAGCCCGACACGGCGGCGGCGAAGACGGUGGCCAUGGUACCGGCACGAGCGCCGCGACAGGUGGAAACGGCGACGAGGUUGAUGGUGGUGUGAGGAAGAGAAAGUGGGGCGUCCCUGCAGCCGAAGCGCAAGCGGAAGAGGGGGACGAGAAGAAGGUCAAGACCGAUCCGACACGCGCUGCCCCGGCGAGUGUACCUUCGUCCUCGGUCGGCGGCGGGCAGAAGGGCACGUUGACCGCCUUGGUCGCCUACGACUCUUCUUCUUCGGACAUCGACGAAGACGAGGAGGCGGAGGAAGACGAGGAUGAGGGGAGAGAAGACGCGGGAUCGACAGAAGACGUAUCGACAUCGACGUCGGGCGGCCUCGCGUCGUUGGCGAGGUCGAUUGGGUUUCAUGUCGGUCCGCCUUCUCGGUCCCUCGUCUCGCCUGCACCCGCGCCGGGCGCAGAGACAGAGACGGCGAUGCCGAUGCCGACGCCUUCUUCGGUCCCCACCGACGCGGAACGGAACGCCGAGCAAGCGAUGGCGACGUACUCCAUCCUCCAAGGCGUCGAUGGCGAGGAGGAUAUCGAUUUCGACGAUGACUGA
Molecule: messenger RNA, 2433 nt
Organism: Pseudozyma flocculosa PF-1
Lineage: Eukaryota; Fungi; Basidiomycota; Ustilaginomycetes; Ustilaginales; Ustilaginaceae
Exons: 1
Coding region: 1-2433 (810 amino acids)
Biological process (GO): snoRNA localization; maturation of LSU-rRNA from tricistronic rRNA transcript (SSU-rRNA, 5.8S rRNA, LSU-rRNA); box C/D snoRNP assembly
Cellular component (GO): pre-snoRNP complex; nucleus
Source: RefSeq, a predicted model, not a curated record